AUGGCGACUCCAUGUAAGCAUUGGAUUGUUCACCGUCAAAUUUGUUGUCGAUGCAAAUCCCGAGUGAAAACAUACGACGCAAAUACGAGAGUCGCAAGAAAGCCCUAUCUAUUCUCUGUUUGUCCUCAUCGGAUGUAUCAAAACGGUCUAUGUUGCCGAUGCGGAUAUUUCCUAGAUAUUUGGGAUUGUGCUCGAGCUUUCAACUACAUGGCCAAGUCUUUACGGAUGAGCCACGAAUUCGAGGCGGCCACUAAGCGACAGAAGUUGAGGAUCGCGUUGGGAAAGAGGACACUUCACUUGGUUCUUAGCUUAGAACACACGCUCAUCGACUGCAUCAGCGUCUCGAAACUCUCCGAGAUCGGCAAGUAUCAUAUGGUCAAAGAGGUUGAUUCAGGAACAAGAGAUGAUCUUUUUCGUUUACCUAAGGAGAAUUUCUAUUCAAGCGAUGCGUUGGUGAAGUUUCGGCCUUUUGUCCGUGAGUUUCUGCGGGAAGCUGAGGAGAUUUUCACCAUGCAUGUGUUCACUAACAAUGGCCCUGAUCGCGCGAAGAAUGUGGAAUCGUAUCAUACAAGUAGAGAUAGCAAAUAUGAUUUGAAGUCAUUAGAACUUGUUUUGGCGGAACCACGUGGGGUGCUUAUCGUCGACUAUGACCAUAGAUUGUGGGUGAAGCGAGACCACCAUAACCUGAUUAAGAUGUCCAAGUAUGAGUACUUCAAAGAAAGUAGCAACGAGGAUGGGAUCCUUACCUUUCUCAAGAAAAUAUUAUUUAGAGGAGAUAGUAAAGUUGUGGACUUGGAAGGAAAGAGAGAGGAAAUUCCUGAUGAUGAUCGUAAAAUGUUGUUGAAAGUCGUCUUGAGACAUCUUAAGGUACUUCAUAAUUUAUUCUUUAAUGGAGGAUAUCAAGGCGUGAGUCCUCUCUUGCCCCGCGUCUUCUACACCAAGAAAUUUACGUAG
Messenger RNA from Arabis nemorensis, 954 nucleotides. The record is from the annotation of a GenBank genome assembly. Lineage: Eukaryota; Viridiplantae; Streptophyta; Magnoliopsida; Brassicales; Brassicaceae.